Messenger RNA from Lampris incognitus (smalleye Pacific opah), 1738 nucleotides. RefSeq names its product xeroderma pigmentosum, complementation group A (gene xpa). The record is from RefSeq and is a predicted model, not a curated record. Bases 114 to 920 code for a protein of 268 amino acids. Gene Ontology annotation, molecular function: damaged DNA binding. Gene Ontology annotation, biological process: UV-damage excision repair; nucleotide-excision repair, DNA damage recognition; nucleotide-excision repair involved in interstrand cross-link repair. The transcript has 5 exons. Lineage: Eukaryota; Metazoa; Chordata; Actinopteri; Lampriformes; Lampridae. Gene Ontology annotation, cellular component: nucleotide-excision repair factor 1 complex.
UAUGGAACAACCCAGCGUCUGGUGCAAAACGUGAAAUUUAAGGCAUGUGUUUUAAUCUCACAUAAAACCAGCGUCGGCCCAUGUUAACUUGUUUGCCAGUCGCUGUUUAACUCAUGAAAAUGGAAAAAACAGAGUCAACGAAGGUUGAUGCUUCCGGUGAGCUGACCGCGGCGAUGCGAGCUAAAAUUGAGAGAAACCGACAGCGGGCGUUGAUGCUCCGGCAGGCCCGGCUAGCGAGCCGAUCUCUGGCCACAUUGGAGGGAGCGACCCCCUCAAAAGUCGCCAAAAUCAUCGACUCUGGUGCAGGUUUCUUUAUUGAGGAAGAAGGCGACGGAGAGCAGGAGCAAAAAGUUAACACUGUGGUACAUCAGCCAGCUCCCGUCAUUCAGCCAGACUACUUGGUGUGUGAUGACUGUGACAAACCUUUCAUGGAUUCCUACCUCAGCAACAGCUUCGACCUGUCUGUCUGUGAUAAGUGCAGAGACAAUGAGGUGAAGCACAAGUUGAUCUCUCGUACGGAGGCAAAACAGCAGUACCUGCUGAAGGACUGUGACCUGGACAAGAGAGAGCCGCCGCUGAAAUUCAUACUGAGGAAAAACCCUCACAACCCACACUGGGGAGACAUGAAGCUUUAUCUAAAACUACAGGUGGAAAAGAGGUGUAUGGAGGUUUGGGGCUCAGAGGAGGCUCUGGAGGAGGCUAGAGAAACCAGAGAGGAGAACAGAGAGGUGCAGAAACAAAAGCGUUUCAACAAAAAGGUCAAAGAAUUGCGGAGGGCGGUGCGGAGCAGUGUGUGGACCAAAGACACCAGCAUUCACCAACAUCAGUACGGACCUGAGGAGGUGCUGGAUGAGGAGGAGGACCUCUACAAGAAAACCUGCACCACGUGUGGACAUGAACUCACCUACGAGAAGAUGUAGAGAGACAGACAUGCACAAGUAUGCACAACACACAAACUCUGCAAAGGCAUCUGUCCCAGCUGUUCUCUAUGUCGUACUGUAUUGUCAUCAUGUGCUGCACAUCUUAUCUGUGGGUAGAAAGAAGGUGGACGCUUAUGAAGUUUUCUUACUUUUCAUUUUGAUUCCUGCUUCAAAGAUCCACCACAAAACCUCAACCUGUUAACUUUCCUAAGUGGAUCUGUUAAUUUAGUCAUGUUUUGAGCUUUUGCACCCUUUUGCAUUUACCGUUAGUGAACGUUUUUGUGUGUCAGCAAAGAUAAUUAAAGUUGAGGAAGCCACUAAACUGAAACUUGAAACUUGUAUUGCGCAACACCCAGUAUUUUCUUCAUCUAACCGAGUGAAGCUUUUCUCAUGGAGAUUGCUGCUUUCCUGUGAGCCUCCCUUUGACUUUUCUACCUUAUGGCUGUUAAGUGUGUUUCAUGGCUAUUUUAGAUCCAGAGAGCAUUGUGAAUCAUUACAUUUGCCAUUAAUGUUAUUACUUUUGUAGCAUUACUGCUGAAAUUACAAGUUUGGUUGACAUUUGCCAUUAUUUAAAACAUUUUACAAAAGGAGUCCAUAAAUUGGAUUCAUUCAGAAAUGUCAUGUAGUCUGCAUCUGCAUUAAUAUGAAUAGUCUUGACCUGAUUGGAAAUACAGAAGCAAUAUCACAGAUUUCAAAAUUUGUGAACUGCUUUUAUGCUGUAUUGUGUGUUGUGUCAGCUGGAGAUAGAGGAGCAGUCAAGAGCAACAUCUCCUCUGAUGUUGUCCACAAUAAAUACUCAGGUCAUUGUUGAAAUGUCU